AUGAGAACUUUCAUUCUUAUCGCCCUAACAGUCCUCGCCUUCGUUGCUGUUUCACAGGCCGAAACUGACGACAGCCAAGUUCGUGUGAUGCAAAGCUUCGCCGAUAUUAAGAAAUUCUUCGCCGAAGAUCCGGCAGGAAUUAAAUUGAAGGAUAUUGCCCAGGAGACGUGUGCGUUUAUUCAACAAGUUAGAAUGAAGGCUCGUGCUGCAUUGCGCCAAUACCUCCAGAAACUACUGAAGGAAAACUAG
Rodentolepis nana is the source of this 249-nucleotide messenger RNA. The record is from the annotation of a GenBank genome assembly. Lineage: Eukaryota; Metazoa; Platyhelminthes; Cestoda; Cyclophyllidea; Hymenolepididae.